CUUCUCUCAAUCCAAACUUCCUGAAAGAUUCUUCGGACUACUAUACAAAUGGCAGAGAAUAGUUCGGAUAACAGCAUUCUCUCUUUCUCGAGCUAACAUAAAAUUGAUCCCACGCAAACGGUCAAUGGGUCAAGACUGAAAGGCGCAAAAUGGUCUCCAGGACACGAAACUCUUUGCUCUUGGCAGCAAAUAUUCUCAUGCCAAUUGCUAUAUUGAUAUUUGCCAGUGGCUUUUUUCCCUAUAAGCCAUUUCUCUCUGGAUUAGCACAGUAUGAGUCUCUGGAUUUUGGAGAACCUCCGGAGGCUCCAUUUGAUAAGGUCAUCUUCAUGGUUGUUGAUGCGCUGAGGAGGUAGAGAUGACUUCAGGCAGAGUCUGAGAUCAAAGCUAACCUUAACAGCGAUUUUGUAUUUUCAAAUAAUUCUGGAUUCAAAUUUACUCAGAGGUCAAUUGUAUAUCUGCCAGCUUGUUUAACAUCCACUAACUCUUUCUAUAGUCUCAUCUCCAAUGGCGCUGCACUUCCAUUUACAGCUCAUGCGACUUCCCCUACCAUUACUAUGCCAAGAAUAAAAGCUAUAACAACUGGAUCUAUACCUUCUUUUCUCGACGUAAUUCUCAAUUUCGCAGAAUCAGAUACAUCUUCGUCUUUGGCGACUCAAGAUACAUGGCUAGCACAAAUGAAAGCAAAAGGGAAGGGAAAGAUGGUCAUGUAUGGAGAUGACACUUGGUUGAAGCUAUUUCCAGAAACUUUUAAUAGAGCAGAUGGAACUUCAAGCUUUUUUGUUUCGGUUAGUCCUCGAGUGGUUGAGGCUGUACAUAGAAUGAAUGUAGCUGAAUAUCAAUUUCUAAUAGGAUUUUACUGAAGUGGAUAAUAACGUGACGAGACAUGUUCCGGAAGAGUUGAUGAAUGAUGAUUGGAAUACUAUGGUUCUUCACUAUCUGGGACUUGAUCAUAUCGGACAUAAAGCAGGUCCACGAAGGUUGGAAUCAUUUGUUGAGACAUUAUACAGGAGACUAAUUUCUUCUACAGUCCGAAUAUGAUUCCCAAGCAACUAGAGAUGGAUGGUAUUGUCCGGCUAAUCUAUGAAAACAUGGAAGCGAAAGACUACCUAAGCUCGACUCUCUUAAUUUUAUGUGGUGAUCAUGGUAUGAAUGAUGCCGGUAAUCAUGGUGGUUCUGCUCCGGGAGAAACCUCCCCAGCUCUCGUCUUCAUGUCGCCGAGAUUUAAGGGGCUUGUGUAUGAGCGCCAGCAUUUUGAAGUACCUGCUCCAUUUGAAGAGGAAUUCCAAUAUUACAAAACGGUCGAACAGUCCGACAUUGCUCCUACACUUGGAGCUCUACUUGGAUUUCCUGUACCAAGAAAUAACUUGGGAGCUUUCAUUGAUGACUUCCUACCAUUUUGGCCUGAAAGUAUGUUAUCCCAGUAUUCAAUCGAACUCCAUUAACUUCUACCAGGAAAUGACCGUGUUCAAAUCUUACUGCGAAAUGCAAGACAAAUCCUCAGCGUAGUUACUGCAACAUUUCCAUCAUUUGAAAACGAUGGUCCUUCCGAGAAUUGCCACGAACUAUCAAGUAGUGUUGAUGACUUGGCAUGUCAAUGGAGAAGGAUUACUCAAGUUCUAACUGGUCUCAAGGCUAACGAGCAAGAUUAUGAUGCAUGGGUUACGGCCGUCACAAAAGUAUGCUAUCCUUCACACCCGAGUUCAAAAUCUAACAAAAUUUUAGUGGUUGAAGGAAGCUCAAGGCUUAAUGAGUGGUACCGCUAGCAAUUAUGAUGUUAAGAAAUUGGUUGCUGGUCAGAUCAUUGCAGCUUUGGCUUUUGUCAUGGCAGCAGUGGCCGCAGGGCCAUUUGUAGCAAAUCAUUUUAAGUCCUGCAUUCCGUCCAUAGCUAUUUGCUUGACCUACGGCAUUAUGAUGUUUGCUAGUAGUUACGUUGAAGAGGAACAGCAUUUCUGGUAUUGGACAGCGACAGGAUGGCUGUUCCUCUUAUCGAUCAAGAAGUAUGAUUAUAUCUUAAAUCUCAUGUCAAAACUAACAAUCUCCUAGCAUCCGUCGUCAAGCUCGCGAACUUCGGUUACUUGCCAUUAGCUCCUUAUUGAUUCUGGUCGCUACCAGGAUUGCUAGACGAUGGAAUCAAACCGGCCAGAAAUUUGCCGGUGAUCCGGAUAUUGCACGAACAUUCUUCUCUCGGCAUCGAUUAAUUCUCUGGACACUUGUGGGAGGUACCUAUCUUUGGAAUCUUCAAUCACUCGCCAACAGAGGGUUCUCUCGUCUGCCACAAAUCGUCGCUAGUGCAGUAUCUACACUUUUGGCCACCGCGGCAAUCACAUUCAAACUUGCCUUUACGAAUGAAGAUUCACCUGAACUUCUAGCAGGUCUAGCAAAAACUAUGGCCGAUAGUGAUACUGGUAUCCCACUCGUUCUUCGGGCAAGGUUGGUAUUCAUCGGCAUUGCAACUUGUCUAGUAUAUACUAUACUAUCUAGUUUCGGUCCACCAACCAAACGUGCAAAUAGUGAACUAUUCCCCAAGCCCCUUCUGAAAGUCUUUCAUAACUAACAAAAUACCAGUCUCCAUGCGCACAAUUCACGACCUAAUAGUCCUCUUCCUAAUCACCCAAACACGAGCAACCAAUAUUCCACUCAUCCUAAUCUUCGAACUUCAAUUUUCUCUCCUGUCAACCCUCAAUCUCUCCCUCAUUGAAAUAACAACCACCACUCUCCUCCUCCAACAAACCUCCUUCUUCGCCUUCGGAAACUCAAACGCAAUUUCCUCCAUCGAUCUCUCCUCCGCCUACAACGGCGUCGAUUCCUACAACGUAUUCGCCGUCGGCCUCUUAAUUUUCGCCUCUAACUGGGCUGGUCCUCUCUACUUCACUUCAGCUAGUAAUCUCCUACUAUUAAAAUACUGGAAGAAAGAUGGAGUAAUGAGGAAAAAUAUAUGGGGAAAUCAUAUAUCUCUCUUGACGAUAUUUUUCGCGAGUAGUUUGACGGCGACGAUGGUGGCAUGUACGAUUCUUAGAACGCAUCUUUUUAUUUGGACGGUUUUUAGUCCGAAGUUUUUGUAUACUAUGGCUUGGAGUGUGGGUAUGCAUUUAGGGGGGAAUGUGUUGGUUGGUGGUGGGUUGUGGUGGUUGGGGAGGGUGAUUGGGUAGGGGAAGUAUAGGUUUGGGGAGAGUGAAGAUAGAGGGGAGGGGAUUAAGAGGGAAUUUUGUUCGUUUUGGGACGGGGAGAAAAGAAGGUUGAGGUAGAUUGUAAAAUAGAAUGUGGCAAUUAGUUGGCCAAGAAUAAGCG
This is a messenger RNA of Sclerotinia trifoliorum, 3288 nucleotides long. The record is from the annotation of a GenBank genome assembly. Lineage: Eukaryota; Fungi; Ascomycota; Leotiomycetes; Helotiales; Sclerotiniaceae.